This is a messenger RNA of Penicillium soppii, 1830 nucleotides long. RefSeq lists its product as uncharacterized. Lineage: Eukaryota; Fungi; Ascomycota; Eurotiomycetes; Eurotiales; Aspergillaceae. The transcript is spliced from 5 exons. The coding region runs from base 1 to 1830 and encodes 609 amino acids. The record is from RefSeq and is a predicted model, not a curated record.
AUGCCCUCAGACUCUGAACUUUCAUCAUUAUCGUCGGCACCCCCGACAGACGAUGAAGCAGCCAUGGCGGUCGAAAAGCCUGCUGGUAUUGCAAAAUACUUCAAGAAGGAGUCCGAAACGCCGCCUCCAAAGCGGGAGCCGUCACCACCGCAUGAAUACGUUUUGGCCGACAAUCCUGAUAUCGCAUUCAUCGUCAUGUUCCGCGCGCGUUUCCUUGAAGUCUUCCCCCGAGGAGUGCCACAUUGCGGACCACAGGACAUUGAGAUCGGAGUUGAAGAGUCUCCCCCUGGAGAAUGUAUCGAAAGACUUCUAUGCGCAAUACUUGGGCUCGUUUUGAAUCGCAAGAAGGAAGUUGAACGGAACCACUUUACGCGCCCUCUCGAAGAAGCAAUUCAUACACACCAGUCGCAAUGGCCCAAAGAAUGGCAGGGAAAAAAUCCUCUUCACGGGGGUCGCAGCUUUGCGACCAUGUCCCCUGUGGAACGCUUGCAAUUAUUGAAGGCUCUGAUACUCUGGUCUCUUUCAUCUUCCGAAGCGGUUCAGGCAAAGAUCAAAGACUCCUACAAGCAGGCACGCCAUGAAGACGACCUCAAUCAACCUCUCUCUGUUCAGCCCUGGGGCCGGGAUAGCCUCAAACGUCGGUACUGGCUUAUCGAAGGUUAUGACGAUACAAACUUCCGGCUCUACCGCGAGAGCAAUCCAACCCUCAAAAACAACACUUGGUGGACUGUCGCGGGCAGUAUCCCUGAACUAGAGGCAGUUGCGGAGAAGCUCGAGAGCGAGAAAGGGACCAACUCAAAGAAACUUAGCGAGAAAAUUCGCGCUUCAAUUCCUCGGUUUGAAGCGUCGGAGGAGAAACGGAAACGUCGUGAAUAUCGUCUGGCCCGGAAAGCUGCUUUCACCCGCCCGGAUCCAGGAUUCUCCAUGUACGAAGGUCGUACACGGGGAAAGAAGCUCAAGUACACAUACUCAGAUGACGAGGACGUAUUUUCUGACGACCAGCCCUCCACUCGUCGUUCGACUCGAAACGCGGCCCCGACCGAAGCUCCUACAGAGUCUAGGCGCCCUCGAUUUACGGCAAGUGGGAGACAGAUUCGGUCUCGUGCUGGGGGUCUCUAUGGCGAGUCUCUUUUGUAUGGACAGCACGGCGGUGCUGAUGACGAGGAAUUCGAAGAAGAAGAGGAGGUCAGCCGGCCACAGAGGACUCGGACCUCGAUUCACCCAAAUGGAUACUCCGGAUACGAUGCGGAAGACCUGGAUGAUGCCUCAGAAGUACAUUCUACUGCGAAUGACAGUGGCAACGAAUGGCGGGGCGUUGAUGAUGACUUGGAAAACGACUUCGAAGGCGACGAUGAGGAAGGAGAGGAAGCCAGCGCAGAAGAGUCAGGUGAGAACGACGAACCAGAAAGCCUUGUCGUACAGCUUCGAUAUGGCAAAGGAGAUGCGUCUAGCAACCCCGAAGUUCAGAUCGACAAACCACCUCCUAUGCAAGACGUUGAAAUGAAGGAUGUUGGAGAAUCUGCAGCAGCAGAAUCUUCUGUCCAAGCGCCGCCACCAACACUCCCCUUUUCAUCAGGCCCAGUUGUGCAGCAGCCCCCAGCCAUGACUGCGCCCUCAUUAUCCUCUGUUCCGAUACCCCAGGUGCCAACCCAGCCCGCGCCGGCUAUGGCUGCACCACCUGUUGCUUCAGCUCCUAAGCCGCAAGAAGCCAUCCCACAAGGGCUGAUGGCUACAUCCUCUACGCAUUCAUCCCAAGAACCUCUUGGUGCUAGCGCUGAGAUACCGAGAGCCACUCAGUCCAUUGAGCCGAACGGAGUCAAUCAAUCUUGA